This is a messenger RNA of Sclerotinia borealis F-4128, 579 nucleotides long. NCBI's taxonomy places the organism in Eukaryota, Fungi, Ascomycota, Leotiomycetes, Helotiales, Sclerotiniaceae. The record is from the annotation of a GenBank genome assembly.
AUGCUUUCACUUACUCGUAGACAAAGUCAUCGUGCGUACAGUACUCUCAUAUUUCACGUAUCACAAUCAAUUACUUUUGGUACUGACUUUUCCGUAGCAUUAUCCGGCAAGAUUAAAUACUAUAGGCCUGUCGCGACGAGAACGGGAACACUCGCGGGAUUGCUUGCCAUCACAUUACUACUCAUUGCGUUGCUCGAAUAUUCCUGCCAUGUGAUCCCAAAACACUCUGGAUUUGGUUCUACAGCGGCAACGUUGGCUAACAUCACUCGUUCAAAAUUAGAUGAGAGAGAUGAUUCUCCUUCUCGAGAAAGGAUUGCUAGAUCAGAGAGUAUAUCGAUUGCAUUGACCGCUUCCACUGCGAUAUCGCCGGUGUUGACUUCUGCUGGAUCUGCUGCUGAGUCUACAUACCUGACGUCAAGUAUUCAGUCGCCUGAGUCGACCAAUCCGUCUUUGACUAUCCCUCUGACUGCUUCUGGAUCUUCUUAUUUGACUCCGGAGGGCCCGUUAACCAUAUCAGUAUCAACCGCUCCCAUUACUACACAUCUGACUUCUAGCGGCUCCACCGUGCCUGCGCUGUAA